GAGUGGAGGAGCUGGAGCAGUCCGGAGCCGGAGGAAAAAGAAAACCAUUUCCCAGCACCGGUCUUCACCCCUAGGGGCGGCUGUCGAGUGUGGACCCUGAGUAACAACAUUUUGAGGCGGAUCCACAGAUCAAGAGGGCGCAAGUCAGGGGGCUGCCAUCACAAGCUAGAUCUGAGAGACAACAUCUUUCAGCACCUAUUGCAAGCGGAAGAAGGACGGGCCCAGUCAUUGGCCUCUUCGCUUCCAAGCCACACGUUGGCCCAGCGGCAGCAGAGUCGUGGCUGGGUUGGGUGUAAUGGAAACUUUACUUGAACUUCCACCCCUGCUGGUUUUGGGUGGCCAUCGAGUCGGCUGUCACAACGUUGACAUGAGCGGGGACGGCUGCAGGGCCCUCGGGGGUGUAUAAAGGUGAGAAGGCCCCCUCAAAACUCAGCCCCCGCUGCUUGUGGGAACCCAGUCACUUAACACCAGGUUCUACACGGCUGUGACUCACGCUCAAGUUCACCUCGCUGCAGCAGAGCAGCCACCCCCGUGAAAGGGGGAUUCAUGCCCAGCGUCCAUCGAGCGCACCAGUUGUGUAGACAUGGGAGUAUCGACGCAUGGGCCUGGCCAUCCCAAAACUGUUGGGAAAGAAAAGGCAACGUGUCUGGAUUCAAGAUGGCCGACCCCAGCAGGAAACCACCACUGAACCGUUGAACGCUUUAUUGUCACGGCCAUUUUGAAGGCAGAAUUUCUUGUGUCGGGGGCUCGCUGCUCAACAGGACGGCUUUCUGCCUCUGGUGUCAAUUGCUCUUGGGUAACCUGCUAAUGAAGGAAAUCCCCAGCACAGAAAUAGGACAGGUGCUACUUCCUGAUUUAGGAGGCACCACUCGCCUUGGAUUGCACGUACAUCUCAGCGGCUGCCCUUCCACACAACGUCCCUUGCUGGGUGCUGUCGUCUUUUGCUGUCUGGACCAUGACUGAGGAGAUUAUCUACGCGGAUAUAAACGUUCUGGAAGAUGCAUCCCCUGCCUGCCAACCCUCUUCCCUUAAGCACCACGAUCUCUGGGGAUUUGCACGCCGGCACGGGUUCGUUCUGUGGAUUGCUUUGGCUGGCGACGUGAUCCUGGCUACAGCGGUAAUUGCACUGGGCGUUCAGGUUUUCCAGGGCCGCUCCCUGCAGACGGACACCGGCGCAGUCUCAUCGGUCCCGGAGAGCAGCAGUGUCGCUCAGAGACACUCCCCCGGCAGAGAAUGCAACAGGAGCCUGGAUGAUUUGGUGUCUCGCCUGAAGCAGAGUCUGUGUCACUCAGCCCAGAGCCCCUCAGCAGACGGCUCCAGCUGCAAACUCUGCCCCAUGGACUGGCUGUCACGCAGGGGAAAGUGUUACUGGUUUUCCAAAGACAGCAAAAACUGGACCGAGAGCCGUGCUGACUGCUCAGCGAAGAGCUCUCGAAAGCUAGUGCUCCAGGACCAGGAGGAGAUGGAGUUCAUACAGAAUGUCACACGGGAUAAAUAUCACGUCUGGCUCGGGCUCAGUGUUCCAUCUGCAGAGAAGAACUGGACCUGGGUGGACAACUCCGUGUUAGACCAAACUCUGUUCCCAGUAACGGGUCCUACCGUCGUGAACAGCUGCGGGGUGAUAAAAGGGAAUCGGAUUCACUCUGAAACCUGCAGAGCUGAAUUCAAAUGGAUUUGCCAGAAGGAAGCCGUGCUGCUCUAAACAGUGGCAUUAGAGACACUCGUUCCUGUAACAGACCAGUACACUGCCUUGGGUUUCAGUCUUCAGGCCAGACUUCCAGGCACGGAUGUGCCUGCAGAAACAUGUACGUGCAUCCUCAGACCAGCUAUUUGUAUCUUCAACUCGGGUACAUGCAUGUGCAAAUCAGGCCCAAGAGCAAAGGAACAUCUCAUGGAUGAAAACACUGCACCAGUGACUCUGGUCCAGCAAGAACACGCCUCUUCCUCCCCCUGUAUCCCCUUCCACCAAAGUAUGCCUUGUGAGGUAUCAUUUGAGACCUCAUAAUCUGCUGAACAUUAUUGUCCAGAUAAAAUAUUUGCAGUAUCAUUGUUUGUAUAUUUAUAAGAUUCUACUGUAUAGCAUUGCUGUGACAUAUUCCAGAGUUAGAAAAUCAGGCCCAAACCUGUUCUUCAGAGACAAAGACACACUGGUGUCCCAGGCAGAUGUCAGCAUAAUCAAAUGAACUAUCAUGGACUAUCACCUAGUUAAGUGGCCAUUCUUUGGCAGGAAGAAGAGUGUGAGCAAGAACUUUACAUAUUGGCAACGGAAACAGCUGGAUGUCCUGUGUUAACAGACUGUCUAUUGCCUGAACCCCAGCUGGAGAUAAUCCUCAAAGAAGGGAGAAUUGUAUAAAAAUAGAGAAAACACACACACACACACCACAAAUUACUUCUCUCCCCUCAUCUCAACUCAUGGCAGCUACAAUGUUUGAAAGACAAAGGAAGCAUCAUUGAACUAUGUAGGAGGUGUGGCUAAAGCAAUCCAGCCAGAUUGCUGUAAGCUUAUUGUGAGAAAAGUUUUUUUUGUUUUCAAGUUCAUUUAGCGUGUUGCGUUAAGCAUUAGCAUGUGGUUUAUCUUUUUAUUUUCUUUGUAACCAAUUCUGACUUUUAUGCCUCUGUACU
Molecule: messenger RNA, 2622 nt
Organism: Mauremys mutica (yellowpond turtle)
Lineage: Eukaryota; Metazoa; Chordata; Testudines; Geoemydidae
Product: killer cell lectin-like receptor subfamily F member 1
Exons: 8
Coding region: 956-1702 (248 amino acids)
Source: RefSeq, a predicted model, not a curated record